UUCAGCUUUAUUUUAUUAUAUAAUAUAAGUCUUAAAUCUAUCAUGCAAGUAUACUGGUGGUAUAAUACAAAAAUUCUAGUAUCUAAAAUUUCUGCUAUGUGGUUCUUAAUGAACACCAACAGAAUAUUGAUGUUACUGAAUACUUUCAAUGUUACUAAAUCCAGACAUUACUUCCGGCUUUGUGGUGGGAAACAUCCCAAACCCGAGGUGUCUUGAGCUCACCGUUAAAGUACAAUGGUAUUAAUAUGGUAUUAUGGCACAAUCACAGAUCUUUUGUAUAUACAGUAGUCUACUGAAGUGUUACCACGUAUCAUUCAUACUUUAUCCCUAAAUAUGACAAAACUGUGCAUUACAAUUCCGCGCACGUCGUUCAAUGACGAAUCGCGUCGUUUAUAGUCAAAUGACGUCGAUGAGCGUCAAAUGUCACUCAUUUCAAUUCCUCACUUAACUCGCGUGAACUCGGGACCGUCUAAUCCGUCACCACAACACCAGGCGAAUUGUGUGCGCGUGCUGUGAGCGUCUCUACCGGUCACACGUUCACGCUCGCACCGGUCCACUACCGGAGACACAGGGCAGGUAAAUGGAUCCAAUGCAGCCCGUUCACAGCUGCCCAAUGCCAGAGAAACCCAAUGGAGUACUGGGUCAAACCCUACUGGGAAACCCUUGCAAACUCACUUCUUCACACUGUCAGACGGACAUGACUGGAAACCCUCUGGACGCUGGACAGGCUCAGGCAUCGCAACCAAUUCCAAAUAAUAAGGAGAGAGUAAAACCGCCCUUAAGCUCACAGGCAUCUGCUAGUUCCAUCAGCAUCAGUCGUCCCAGGCCAACGGCACUACCAAACAAAUCAGCCAUCAAAGUCUCCAGGUCGCCUGAGCCUUUGUUGCAGGUUAAAUCUACAGGAAUCUUAACGGAGUCACCGUUGCCCCUAAACCCACAGCUUACCCCCCCCUCCCAACUUCACCUCAACCCUCCAUCCAUCCCACAGACACUCCCGAGCCCUCCGGCACAGCCCGUCCGUGUCAACACGCACAAUCAUUUCAUCACCAGACCAAACCCAAAUCUUUCACCUACCCCCAGUCCUCAACCGACCCAAAGCCCAGAAACACAGAUACCCAACAACAGCGAUGAGGAAGGUGAUUUCAGGGUUCACAUCGUCACAUGGAAUGUAGGGUCUGCUAUGCCACCUGAUGACAUCACUUCCUUAUUCAGCCCUGGAAUUGAAAACAGGAGCACGGAUAUGUUCGUUGUUGGACUACAGGAAGUGAACUCCAUGAUAAACAAACGACUCAAAGACGCUCUCUUCACAGACCAGUGGAGUGAACUCUGCAUGGACACGCUCAGUCGAUUCGGAUAUGUGCUCGUGGCGUCUCAGAGGAUGCAGGGUGUUUUCCUGCUAGUGUUUUCCAAAUUCUGCCACCUUCCUUUUCUCAGGGGGAUACAAACCCAGAGCACACGCACCGGCCUCGGAGGCUACUGGGGGAAUAAAGGGGGCGUGAGUGCACGUAUGAUGGUUUUCGGACACCCCGUGUGCUUCCUCAACUGCCACCUGCCGGCUCACAUGCGGAACCUGGAGCAGCGGAUGGAGGACUUUGAGAGCAUCCUUCAGCAGCAGCAGUUUGAGGGCGGAGCUGCCGUGGGCGUUCUGGACCACGACGUGGUGUUCUGGUUUGGUGAUCUGAACUUCAGAAUCGAAGGCUAUGAUAUUUACGUUGUGAAAAGUGCGAUUGAGAAUGACAAACUGCCUCUGCUGUGCGAGAAAGAUCAGCUCAACAUGGCAAAAAAAAGCGCGUCUGUCCUGGAGGGAUUCAUGGAAGGGCCCCUGAAUUUCCCACCGACGUACAAGUUUGACGUGGGAACGCACACUUAUGACACGAGCACAAAGAAGAGGAAGCCCGCAUGGACCGAUCGCAUCCUGUGGCGUCUGCGCAGGACGGGUUCCCCGGUGCCGUCCCACAAUUCAGCUCUGCAGCGGGGUCUCACCUCGUGGCUGGGCGGAGCCACCAGAGUGUCCCAGCAGUUCUACCGCAGUCACAUGGGUUUUACUAUUAGUGACCACAAGCCUGUGUCCGCCCUCUUCUCGUUGCAUUUUCCCUUUAAGGUAAACCUGCCAUCAGUAACGCUGGAAGUGGAGAAGGAAUGGACCAAAUUCUCUGAUACAACAGUCAAAAUCACUGUAGCUUCAGGGUUUCAGAGGAGCUCGUGGGACUGGGUGGGACUGUACAAGGUGGGAUUUAAGCAUCACAAGGAUUAUGCUGCGUAUAUAUGGGCCAAAUCUGAGCAUACCACUCAGGUGACAUUCUCUGAAGAGGAUUUGCCCAGAGAACCGGGCGAAUACAUUUUGGGAUACUACAGUACCAACAUGAACGGCUUCGCAGGAGUGACCGAGCCAUUUCAGGUGCAGCUGCCCAUGUCCACGCCACCUGAGCUGGUGUGUCGCUCUCGCUCGGACAGUUCUGACGUCAGCUCUGAGGACGACAGCACAUUGGUCCUGUUGGCCCCCAUCUCUCGCAGCCCCAGUCCUGGAAAUCAUGGCUGUAAACGGCACCACCAGAAGCGCAACCGCAGCCCCGCGGUACCUGCACUCUCCACCUCGCCUCUACCCUCCCUGCAGUCCCUCAGCCUUUGCCCGCGUCCCCGCGAUGGCCACAUGCAGAGCUCCUCCACCCGUCCCUCAGCCAAUGCCAAAAAAGAGCGCUUGGUUUCUCCAGACACACUGACCUCACCGUCGUUAAGCCCCCAUAGUCCACGAAGCCCCCAUAGUCCGCGAAGCCCCGUGUCCCCUGGAAGUGGAGUCAGCGCCCCGGAAGCCCUGAUAGCAGCCAUAUUAGGAGAACAUAGACCUGCGCAUAUAAGCAAAACGGGGGAUGCAUCUCUAUGACCGAGCCAGCAUCCCCUUUAUUUAUUUAUAGACUUUAGUAUUUAGCUAGACUUUAGCUAGCUUAUUGUAACGCCACUGUCUUAAGGAAAUCGAAUGAUGUUAAUUUCUAUGUGAAAAGAUCUUAUUAGGAAACCUGUUUAGUCUUUAUAUCAUAUACAUAUCGGAGGCUCAGCAAUAGUUUGUAAUGCCUUGUCAUGCCUCAUUGCAUCACAGACGUUUCCUUGUUUGUCUGCAUUGGUAAUGGAGAUUUAAGUGCUAUAUUUUGUUUUGCUUUCUGUUUUUCCGGUUGUUAUUUGUAUCAGUACAACUGCACAUAUUCCUUUGAUCUAAACAGCCUUAUAGAGCAGUAAAACCUGACCUGAGGUAAAACUCUGCUCUUACCGUAGUUUCAAAGCAAACAGUGAUGUCAGCAUUCAUCUCUACCUUUACUGUCAACUACCACAAGGCCGAUAUAUCAAUAGGUGACGCAAUCUGUGAAAACCAAGCUAAUGCCUUUUUUUGGGAUUUACUGUUUGUUCAUCCUAAAGGUAAAGAAUAUUAAAAUAUAUAAACUUAUAAUCAAAAAUAUAUACUUGAUAUCUUUAAUAUUGAUUGGGUAUCAAAGAUUUAUAUCAUAGUGAAGUUAAUAGUUGAACUCAAACUAUGAUGCUCAUUAUCUCAUAAACGGAUUUUCAGACUUUAGCAUGGUUUUCAUAGACUGGGUUACAUAUCAUAUCUACAGGUCAUCGAUAAAACGUCAGUACAAAGUAGGAACGAAAAAGUCAGACCACAGGGAAUAUGUGUCAUUCAAGAUUUAGCCUAGAAAUAGGAAAAUAAAAGAUGUAACUUUCCACUUCAAUUAUUUAUAGACUUGGCUUGUUUAUAUCAGCUCUAAGUGGCUUAUUGAAUUCAGACAAUGGGGACAACAGCAAUAUACAAAUAACUGUUAAAUUCUUAUUAAUGGUUAUCGGAAAAGGUUAUCGGAAAAAAACUUGCACCAAAUAAUAUCAUUCGGUAAACUAGUGGUUCUCAAAUUGGGGACCCAAAGAUGGAUCCAGGCUGGCCACAGAUUUUGUGGCAUUAUAUGAAAUAUAGAAAUAAAAAAAUCAUAAAUUGUUUGCAAUUAAACAGAAAAGUAAGAACCCCAACCAAAAGCAUUGAUGUUACAGCGUUGUAUAACUGAAUUUGUUGUUGGUUUUGUUAAAAUUUCCACGUUUAAGAUUAUACGUUUCUAUUAUUUUAUUUGGAGGGGCCGCAAGGUGAUGCACUCUACACAAAGGGGGCCUUACAACGAAAACAUAUGAGGACCACUGCAUUAACUCAACCGUAUACUGUUUUCAGUUGUCAAGCUCCAAAAAGUCCACAGUGAAAUUUUGUGAUUCAAAAUUUGAUAAAUUGUCAUGUUAAAUAUUCAAACAGGUCCGUUUGUUUUCAUAAACUCAGAAUGUAAUCUUUUGUAAAUUCUUAAAUCAUGCUGAAUCAUUAUGGAUUAUCAGGUUUAGCCCUUAUUCAGUCGUGCCAGCUGCUAUUAUUAACUUAAAAAUUGACACACCCAAUGGUUGAAAUGGCUGAGAUUCUCCAGGGGGACUGUAUAGCUGGAGGCAUAUUUUACAUUUUAAACCCUAAGUGCAACAAUGUCACUAUUUGUAUCUUUUGAGGUUUAAACAGGUAAAUGAUCUAUAUUUUUAACUCUGUCCCCCUUAAAAUUCACUCCCUGAACUCUCCAUUUUCAGCCCUGGAAUUUUCAAAUGAAUAUACAAACAAAUUGAGCAAAGCAAAUCAGAAUUGUCUGUUUUAUAAAAUACUAUUGAUUUAAUUAUUGAUUUAACAGCGAUCAAUUUAAACAAACAUUUAUUUGACAUAACAUGUAUUCAUUAUUCACAACAAAUAUUUGAAACACAAAACCUACACUAUGCAUUGACAAAGCUGUAGACAGUUUUUUUGACAACAGCAUUUCAAAACAGCAGAUGGAAUGACAAUUUUGAGCCAAUCAGACACGUUCACAAGGUGAUGUUGAUAAAAUCAGCCUAUUGCUACUGUUGUUGCGAUGUCAUUGUCACCAUUUUAUGAACACACAUAGGCGUGUGCACGUCCAGUAAGACCACCGCACCAUUCAAUUUUUUAGGUUACUCAUUAAUACUCAUGCUUUGCUGCAGUAUCUUUCAGGAGCAAACCUUUGACAGAAGCUCCUGACCGAUGUCAACCAAUCAGAGGAGCUCUGGUCAUUUAUGGCGUUUCGUGUCGUUUGUUUCGUGUGAGCUGAGUGAAGCUUGUAUGAGGUGUGUGUGGACAGCGCAAAAUAAACUUGAAUUUAAACAUA
Triplophysa dalaica is the source of this 5180-nucleotide messenger RNA. It is a transcript of the gene inpp5ja, whose product is annotated as inositol polyphosphate 5-phosphatase K. The transcript has 13 exons. The record is from RefSeq and is a predicted model, not a curated record. Gene Ontology annotation, cellular component: ruffle; cytoplasm; plasma membrane. Gene Ontology annotation, biological process: phosphatidylinositol dephosphorylation; negative regulation of peptidyl-serine phosphorylation. NCBI's taxonomy places the organism in Eukaryota, Metazoa, Chordata, Actinopteri, Cypriniformes, Nemacheilidae. Bases 581 to 2881 code for a protein of 766 amino acids. Gene Ontology annotation, molecular function: phosphatidylinositol-4,5-bisphosphate 5-phosphatase activity; phosphatidylinositol-3,4,5-trisphosphate 5-phosphatase activity.